AUGGACAAUACCAAGGAGGUUUGGGGCCAUAGAUGGCGAUCAUCACUCCCUUUUCUCAUGGUAUGUGUAUCUAUCGCUGGAUUUACAGAAACAUUUUGCUACGGCUUCAUUGUUCCUAUUCUGCCAUAUAUGGUUGAGAAACGCAAUCACAUUGACCCUUCAAAAACCCAACAAGUGACAUAUUUACUGCUCAUGUGCUACGGGAUUGUGUCCACCAUUUCUUCUAUCUUUAUCGGUCAAUUAGCAGAUCGAUGCCAGUCGCGCAAAGGUCCUCUGAUACUUUCGCUGAUAAUAACCCUUAUCGGGACUGUCGUCCUAGCCGUCUCUCAGAAUUUGGCCGAAAUGUUCAUCGGUAGAGUACUCCAGGCGAUUGGUGGAACAGCAGCAUGGAUUAUUGGAUUCGCUACUCUGAGAGAUUCAAUCGACUCGAAAAAUAUCGGAAAAACAUUUGGCAUCGUACGGAGCUGUGUUAGCCUGGGCGCACUUGCCGGACCAGCAGUCGCAGGUGUCCUACUCGAACUCACCGGCUACUGGGCUACUUGGGGUAGUAUCCUAUUUAUCCUCGCAGUCGAUGUGGUGAUGCGGCUCCUGAUGGUGGAGCAACGAAACCGGGAACCGAAUUCGAAUAAAUUCGAUAAUAGAGAUAGGCAAGGCAGUCACGCUUCGGAGUCUACGGAUGAGACUUCUCCUCUGAUAUCCGAUGAUGUCGAACAAUCCCUGGAUCCCCGUGUGGGUGAUAGGAGGAAAGAGACAAGCGGGCAUACUGAAUCUUUCUUCAGGGUAAUUUGUUUGCAGCCGAGGGUUAUCACUGCUCUGCUAUGUUCAACUAUCUACACUGCAAUCCUCGCUAGUUACAGCACAACAAUCCCCAUUCAUGUGAAGGAUGCCUUUGGUUGGGGUAGCCUGCCCACCGGACUUUUGUUCAUGGGGUUAGAAGGCCCGAUCAUAUUGGCUAGUCCUCUCUAUGGCUGGCUCCGUGAUAGAAUCGGCACACGAAUUCCUGCUACAGUUGGAUUUGGGCUUCUAGCUCCAUUGCUCUGGCUAGUGGGCGCCGCAGAUCAAAAGGGAUUUCCUUGGUCAAGUCAUCAAAGUUCAGCAGAGGUGACAUAUAUUUCUGCAAUCGUCGCUAUUGGAUUUGUGACCAAUCUGAUGAGCGGUGUUUCUGCAAUUGAGACAACAUGUGCUGUUGACGAGGCCGAGGAAAAGCAGCCAGGCAUUUUCGGCCCUAACGGGGGGUACAAUCGAACUUAUUCCUUGUCUACAUUGAGCGCCUCUCUGGGCAUGCUGGUUGGAGCCUUCUUUUCCGGUUCCUUAUCUGAUUCCAUCGGAUACUAUUAUAUGAAUGCCAUUUUAGCUGGAAUCUCUGCAUUAAUGUCAAUCAUGGCAUUUUCCUGUUUAGGAUGA
Molecule: messenger RNA, 1404 nt
Organism: Penicillium samsonianum
Lineage: Eukaryota; Fungi; Ascomycota; Eurotiomycetes; Eurotiales; Aspergillaceae
Exons: 5
Coding region: 1-1404 (467 amino acids)
Biological process (GO): transmembrane transport
Molecular function (GO): transmembrane transporter activity
Source: RefSeq, a predicted model, not a curated record